CAAACCACCAUCUGUCAAACAAACCAAACAAAACAUUCUGCGCUUGUUUUGGGAACGGUUCGGCAUCAUCAGUCCGUAAAAUUGCCAGUUUAAUUAGUGUUAGCCAUGGAGCACAUUCCAUCCAUUCGACGACGGUCUUCAUUAUUUUCGACAAAUCAAGUCAGUGAUUCUGGUUCGGUCUCUAAUGAAGCCAUUAGAUACGAGAAGCAGCUAAGACAGGAAAUAAAAGAGUGGACCAAUUUGAUUCGGUCAAAGUAUGUUAAGUUACAACAAUUACGUACGGCGUCCUGCAAAGUUGAUCAGUCCAUCCUAACAGACGAACAGCGAAGAUAUCUAGCUGACGGUCCUACGGUGGAAAACUUUAUUGCGGAAACUGAGACAUUUGAUAAAGCUAUUACUGCUUACGUUACCCGCAAAUCCUUCCUGAUGGAGAGGAACGCAUACAUCGUCCAGGAAGCUAAAGCAUUGGUUGAACUUGAGCUGAAAGACGCAAUAGCUGACGAACUGGCCGACAGUAUCAUUGCAUAAAACUGUAUCAAAAAAGUAUGAUUAACGUAGAGCAUCGAAACACAAUGAAAGCAACGCUGCUUGCCACAUUUCAAAUGAGGGGAUCCGUUGUGUUUUGUUUUGCGUUUUGAACGCAGAAGGACGAUGACACUUGCUUGACGCAUUUAGAUUAUUAGAUCAGUUUCGCUAGGGCUGUCGUUUUCGUGGCCCAGUUUUUGACAAGUCGAUAAUAGCCAUAGCCAAGAAAAAUAGAAGGCCGCCAAGGGAGGAAACAUUAAUUAACAUACACUUACCAAUAAUCGCGGGCCGAGUUAACGUAAUCAGACGCAUCCAACGUAGAUGCUUGAAAGUGAAAAAUGUCGUUUAAGAAGGAUCUAGUGCUGCUACUAAAACCCUAUUACUGGGUUAACAUUCUGAUGAGCAUUUCGUACAUCGCCGCAAAACGAGCACCGUUCAUUUGCAACUAUUUAUGGACUUAUCUGUUUCAACAAGAGGACCAAUGCGAACUCGAUGGGCGCGAAACGGAGAUCCUGUUCUUCCUACUGAUCGUGGUCAUGAUCCGGACGAGAAAAACGGGCAGCGUGACGAUGAUUAACUAUCUUACGUCCAGCUUCAUGUACACCAAGAUAGCGAACUUGGGCCUGUGGUUCUACAACGAUAUCCGGCUGGGCAUGAUCUACUUCGUGUUUUUCAUUCUGGUGGCUCUUCUCCUGCCAGAGCCAACCUACACCGGGCCGGAGAAUGUGUUGUACUUCCGCACCGAGAACGGAUUGGAGGAGGAGCUGGAGAAAGACAAGCGCGUAACCUGGCUGGUAACGUUUUACACGGUAUGGAAUCCGGCGUGUGUGAAUUUUGCUCCCAUCUUUUCGGAACUGUCGAACGAGUACGCGCUUUCGAACCUGAAAUUUGGGAAGCUGGACAUCGGACGAUUCCCGAAGAUUGGGGAAAAAUACCACGUUUCGGACAGUUCCUUCAGUCGUCAGCUACCCACCGUGAUCCUGUUUCGCCAAGGCAAGGAGGUGGCUCGCCGGCCCUAUGCAGAUAGUAAAGGCAAGCUGGUGAAGUUCUUCUUCUCUGCCGACAACGUUAAAGCUGCAUUUGAUUUAAACAAUCUGUACAAGGAAUGUAAAGAUAAUCCGAUCAAGGCAAUCAAAUCGGUAGCAGAAAAGAAGAAGGACUAGUACGGGUCAAAGCAGAAGACGGUCACAUUCAUACUGCAAGAUACAUUUGGUGGCAUUUUAGUAAAGAGUGUCGUGGUCUGAUAGGGAUUAUCUUAUCGGCAUGGUCAUCGUUUGAACGCAGACAGCUAAUUAAACUCAAAGUGAACACAAGCACGUGUUGAUCGCUACUGUAGGAAUUAUUUAUCCGUCUAUUAGGUUAAAUUUGUGCAAAGCAACUAUGCUAAAAACAAGACAUGGCAGGUGGAGAAGCUGUCUUCAAUCUUUAAUUUAUACCAAGCGCACAUCCACGAAUACACGAUUUUAAUUUGUUUAA
Molecule: messenger RNA, 2001 nt
Organism: Anopheles gambiae (African malaria mosquito)
Lineage: Eukaryota; Metazoa; Arthropoda; Insecta; Diptera; Culicidae
Exons: 3
Coding region: 106-528 (140 amino acids)
Source: RefSeq, a predicted model, not a curated record